Gryllus bimaculatus (two-spotted cricket) is the source of this 723-nucleotide messenger RNA. The record is from the annotation of a GenBank genome assembly. NCBI's taxonomy places the organism in Eukaryota, Metazoa, Arthropoda, Insecta, Orthoptera, Gryllidae.
AUGUCGCGUACCCUAGGAGCUCUGCGCCGACAGACACGAGUUCCGGAGGGUGCAGAUGCAUUACUAAAUCGCUGCCUUAAGGUUGAUUGUCGUGAACAGGAAACGUGGGUUACUAAUUGUGCAUAUAAUUUAUAUCUUGUCAACGUGUUACGUGUAGUGUACACCAGAAGUUGCAAAAUGUCGAAAGUACCUAACCAAAGUGAUAGUUCAGAUGAUGAUUCAUCCAAGAAGGAAUUUCAUAUCGGAAAAGAAAAACAGUACGAUAGGGACAGUACUAAAAAAGCGAAAGAAACUUCCAAUACUGGAAACAAACAUAAGGACGAGCCAACAGCGUCCACAUCUCGCCAACAAGAUCCCACCACAAGGCUUACAAAUCCUUACCAAGACAUAUUAGAUUCCGGUGAGGACCCUAAGAAAAUGGAACUGAAGAUAUUGGAACGCUACCACAAGGACCUACAAAGAAAAGAACACAUGCUGCAAAAACAAAGAGAGUUGGAUGCUAGCAAUUCUUCCAAGAGGGGCUUAGAUGGUGGUAAAAUCGGUGCUUCACGUGAACCCGCUGAAUCGGGAAGCGAGUUAAAAAAGAACAAGAAGAAUGAUUUGCCGAAAUCUCAGCAGAAGCCAGAGACUCCCCCAGAGGUGCGCCGGCACAGGGCGGUCGCCCGCUGGCGAUGUGCCAUCAAAAAAGUAAUCCACGCCACAAGGAAUGCAAAAGAAGAAUGA